AUGUCCAAAAGAAAAGAAAGAGAUGGCGAUGAAGAAGAAGAUACCAAUAUAAAUAAAGCACACAAUCCUUAUAGAACACUAAAAUAUAAGAAUUUUAAGAAAUAUAACAUUAAACAAUAUUCACUACCAGAAUUAAGAGAAAUAUGUGAAUGUUUAAAUUUAUCAAAACAAGGUUUAAAAAAAAAUAUCUUUGAUAGAAUUGAUAAUCAUUUAUCAAUUAAAUCAAAAAUCACCAAAGAAGCAAAAAACAUGUUCAAGGAAAUCAAUCCAUUUAAUAAAACCAAACCCAAACUAGCCAAUGCAAAUGUAGAUACACUAGAAACUCUUUUUUGGCUAAUUUUUAGAAAUAAAAUAUUAUUUUUAAAGAUAUUUUCAAAUUAUAGUUGUAAAUUAUCCCAUGGAUACGACUACAUCGACUUUGUACCUAAAAUAUUGUCCCGUUAUAGAAAUGGUCUCGAAAUCCUACGAGACAAAGUGAAAUGUGGCUCACAUUUAGUAUUCUCCCGAACACCUGAGGUCGAAGAAUUCUCAAAAGUUUAUGAAACUAUUAGAAAAGCAUCAGACCCAAGAAAUACACAGUUCUAUGAAAAUCUAUUUAAAAACUAUUCAAAACACUUUGUAUUUUUAGAAAGUUCAAUAGAUUCAAUUUUAAAAUCUUCAAAUUUUUUAGCACUUCAAAUAUUUAUUAAAGUAUUUGAUGUAGACAAAGAAACCGUUCACAAAUGCAUUCAAAAAUUUUGUAAUACCAUCGACACCUAUAGAAAUCUCAAAAUGUUUUAUAAUUUGUAUUCUAAUCAGCUGCUACCAUCAAUAACCCGUGUGCCAUUCAUACAUUUUGACAUCAUGAAAACACCAUUCAAACUUAAAAGUUUAAUCAAAACUUGUAAAAUACUCUCACAUUUAAAUAUAAUCAAAAUAGAUAAUAAAUUUCUAAUCAUAAUAAAUAAUAAUAACUCCUUUGUAUUAAAACAUGAUAACAAUAACAUUUUGAAAAUAUAUGACCCUAUUGCAAAUGAAAAUAAUAAUAAUAAUAAUAAUAAUAAAAAUAAUUAUUAUGAUGAUGUAAAAUAUAUAUAUAAUCAAGAUAUAGUUGCCAUGGAUACAAAUAAAGUUAAAAACAUCACCGAACCAAAAAUAAAAAACCUAUUAAAUUAUGAUAAUGAAAACAAAGCUAAUAAAGAAGAUAUCAAUAAUGAUAAUUAUAUUUUAAUUACACCAGUUGAUGCUAUUGUUAAUAAUAGAGAUAUAAUUAACAAAACCAUUCCAACCUCAAACCCAAACAAUAAUGGCAACAAUGAAGAAAGACCAAUCAAAACAAAUAAUAGUAAGAAAUCUUUUCAUGAAAGAUUAAUAGAUUUAAAAGUAUUAUAUACCUUUACAAAAGAGCAAUUAAAUUCAGAUUUCAAAGAUUUAGCUAAACAACCGUUUAUCAUAAAACCAUUUGAAAGGAUUAAAAUUGAAACAAGAGGAAGAAAGAAAUUAAUGAAAUUAGAUAAAAUCAAAAAAGAACCCAAUUUAGAAGAUAGUAAUAAUAAUAAUAAUAAUAAUAAUAAUACUACCACAACCACUACUACUACUACAACCUAUAACAAUAGAGAAAAUUUAGAAGCAGUAAUGUUUCAUGAACAAAAACUUUUAGAAUUUAAAGAAUUAAAAAGUAUUGUUUCAAAAUAUGUUUGUAUUUAUUUCAAAUGUAUGGAAAAACCAUUUGAGUAUAUAUUAAAAUUUAAGAAUAAAAGAAAAAUAUUUAGAGCCCUUCGAAAUCCCUCUGAUGUAGCAAUUUUUGCAAAAGAAAUAUUUGAAGCAUGUAGAUCUCAAGAAGAGCAAAAAGAAUUAAUUAAUAAAGACCUACUCAACUAUCAUCAAGCUUGCAAUUGGGGUUUUUUAUCAUUAAUUUUAAAAACACAAGAUCUAGUUAUUAUUAAAGAAGCACUCAAAAUCAGUAUAUUUAAACGCCAUUUCGAAACAAAUCCAAGUAAAGUCAUUCAAGUAAUCGAGUCCCCAAAUAUAUUAGAGUUUUUUUAUGAUGAUUACAAAAACUUAUUUUUUGUUGAAAAAAACAUUUUUUGGCAAUAUGUACCAAAUCUACAAAUAAUUAGAGAGUACGAAAAACUUAUGGGAUGUUGCAAAAAAAAAUUUUACUUGGGUAAAUUAUCUGAUGCCUUCCAAAGAAGUAUUAAGGAUUCCGAUAUAUUCAUUUUAGAUUUGGUGAAGAGAGCUUUAAGAAAACCAGAACUCUAUUAUGCAAAAGCUUCAUUUAGACUUGACUCCUACCACAAUUUAAUCACCAGAUCAAUAGAACUUGGCAAAUACGAUAAAAUACUUGAUAUUCUCGAUUUACUGCAUAAAAAAGACAUCAACCUUUCAAAACUAUAUAAUAUUUGGUGUCCAAACUCUCAAAAUUUUAUAAAAGAAUUAUUUUUACAAGGUUUUCAUAAAUUACCAACAAAUAAUAUAGGUGAUAGAGUUAAAAUUGGUAUGGUAUUGACAAUGACAAUGCCAAUCACAAUAAUAAUGACAAUAAUAAUGACAAUAAUAAUGACAAUAAUAAUGACAAUAAUAAUGACAAUAAUAAUGACA
Dictyostelium purpureum is the source of this 2580-nucleotide messenger RNA. RefSeq lists its product as uncharacterized. The record is from RefSeq and is a predicted model, not a curated record. The transcript is spliced from 2 exons. NCBI's taxonomy places the organism in Eukaryota, Evosea, Eumycetozoa, Dictyosteliales, Dictyosteliaceae. The annotation marks the transcript as partial.